Messenger RNA from Gossypium arboreum, 1273 nucleotides. Its product is annotated as putative clathrin assembly protein At5g57200. Gene Ontology annotation, molecular function: SNARE binding; clathrin heavy chain binding; phosphatidylinositol-4,5-bisphosphate binding. The transcript has 13 exons. Gene Ontology annotation, biological process: clathrin coat assembly; vesicle budding from membrane; clathrin-dependent endocytosis. Gene Ontology annotation, cellular component: clathrin-coated vesicle; clathrin-coated pit. Lineage: Eukaryota; Viridiplantae; Streptophyta; Magnoliopsida; Malvales; Malvaceae. The record is from RefSeq and is a predicted model, not a curated record.
ACUACAAAAAGAUCUAAAUUAGCUAUUUUUCGUUAGACCUAUUUUAGAGAAAGGGAUAGAGUCAUUUUGUUAGCUUUUGUUUUUCGUUUAUUUGUUAACAGAAAAUCAAAACAAACAAACAAACAAAAAGGUCAAACAUAUAGAAACAUCGUAACUUUAUCUGUAUUUUCCAGACAAAAAUUGUAGACAUUUAAUUGAUCCUUCUGCCACUGUUAAAAUUUUGUAUUACAACUUCUUCUUUUUCUUAUUUCUUUUUUAGAAAUAAGAAAAAGAAGAAGAAAGAAAUACAACGAUGGGAACAUUGAAUACUCUUAGAAAGGCAUAUGGGGUUCUCAAAGACAAAACCAAGAUUGGCCUUGCAAAAUUCAACAGUAAUUUCAAGGAAUUAGACAUUACAAUUAUAAAAGCGACCAACCAUAUUGAAUCUCCUCCAAAAGAACGGCAUGUUCGAAAAAUAUUUGCAGCAACGUCAGUAUCACGACCACAAACAGAUAUAGCAUAUUGCGUUCAAGCUUUAGCAAAAAGAUUAUCCAAGACUCGAAGCUGGAUUGUUGCUACAAAGAUAUUGAUAGUUAUUCAUAGAACAUUAAGAGAAGGAGAUCCUACCUUCCGAGAUGAGCUUCUAAACUACGCUCAUAGAGGAAAUUUUCUCCAAAUAUCUAACUUUAAAGAUGAUUCAAGUCAUUUUGCAAUAGAUUAUACAGUAUGGGUUAAGACGUAUGUAAUUUUUCUAGAAGAGAGACUCGAUUGUUUUAGAGUGUUACAAUAUGACAUUGAAGCAGAACGAUUGAUAAAAUUAGCAUCCGGUGGCUCAAGCAAGGGACAAAGUAGAAGAAAGAGUACCGAGGAAUUAAUAGAGCAAUUGCCAGCACUACAACAACUUCUUUCUCGUCUUAUCGGCUGUCAGCCUGAAGGAGCGGCUUCUGAUAUUUACCUUAUCCAAUAUGCAUUAGCUUUGGUAUUAAAAGAGAGUUUCAAAAUAUAUUGUGCUAUCAAUGAUGGAAUUAUGAAUCUCAUAGACGUGGUAGUUUUUAGAAUGUCACAAGAUGAUGCAAUCAAAGCUCUCGAAAUAUACAAAAGAGCUGGUCAACAGGUAGAAGAACUGGCUGAAUUUUAUGAAUAUUGCAAAGGAUUAGAACUUGCUAAGAACUUUCAGUUUCCAACAUGAAGACAGCCACCACCAUCUUUUCUUGCAACAAUGGAAGAAUAUGUAAAAGAAGCUCCACAAUCGGGUUCUGUCCAAAAUAAAUUAAAUUUGAUUCUAGGAAAAUGA